CGGGUUUAUUCAGGAUGUUUCAUUCAACCAGAACAUGCACAAAUAAAUCACUUCAAUACUUAAUAUCUCCUUCUACGCCCCUGAGCAGAGCUACGGAAAUAGGAGGCGCUUAUUAAUGUCUAAGUAGGUGAUUACAUCAUAUUAUCAACGUUAUGAUAUUUAAACUGUGUAUGCUGAAAAUAUUGAUUACUGCAGCUGAAGUCACUUUCAUGAAAAAAUUCUGAUUACUAUACAUAUGGUUUUGGCUAGUAUGGAUAUUAAACGAAUGAGAUCAGUGUUAGUAUGCGUUACGUGCAUAGUCUUCAUGCCAGGAUACGCAUAUGAAUUGGAUUCUGAUGUUGUAUUUGAAAUAUUUUCCAGACUAGAUAAGGUUAUGAAGGAACAGAGAGAACUAAGGCAUAGUUUAGAUGUGGCAGUUGGUAAUAUGAUACAUCAGGCUGACAUAGACGAAAUCAGCAACAAGAUGGAAAAGCAAGCGGACAAAAUAGUCAUGUUAGAAGAAGCCAUCAACAUGGUAGAAAAGCAGGCUGACAGAAUAACGAAUCUAGGAGAAACCACCAACAGGAUUGAAAAGAAAGUGGACAACAAAAUCUCCAGUUUAGAAAAAGCCAACAACAAGAUAAAAAGGCAGGCUGACAGAAUUUCGAAAUUAGAAGAAACCGUCAAAAACAAGGCUAAUGGAGUAGCAAGUAUUGAAAAUGAGGUGCAAAAACAGAACAACCGGAUAGCAAAACUAGAAAAUAGUACCUUGAACAAUGAAAAUUCGUAUGACGAGAAACUGUCAAAUUUCACAAACGAGGUGAAAUUGCAAAUGUCAUCAUUGAAUGCUUCACAAAUUUCCUCAUUUGACAUGAUUUUAAAAGUCACUGAAAAAACUUUAAGUGUUGCGCUGACAGAUUACUCUAGUUACAUGAAUGAUACCUUUUUAAACUUAAAACAAGAAAUCGUAACAUCUGCUAAUGAAACUGAACGAAAACUAAAAACUCUUCAAGGAAAAACAGACCAUUACAGGAAAACUUUGAACGAUGCUAAUGGUGCAAUUCAGCAACUGAAAACCAAAAUUGUGAACGUUGAAUCAAGACAAGAAACGCUUCAAAAGAAAGUAGAUAAAGAAACGGACCAUUGCACGAAAACUUUGAAAACAACUAAUGGUGAAAUUCAGCAACUAGGAACAAGAAUGGUGAACGUUGAAACAAGACAAGCGAUGCUUAAGGAGAAAUCGGACAUUCACACAAAAACUUUGAAUACAAAUAAUGGUAAAAUUCAGCAGCUGAAAACAAGAAUUGGGAAAGUUCAAUCAAGACAAGAAACGCUUCAAGAGAAAGUAAAUAAAAUAUCGGACAAUUAUACGAAAACUUUGAAAACAACUAAUGGUGAAAUUCAGCAACUAGAAACAAGAAUGGUGAACGUUGAAACAAGACAAGCAACGCUUAAGGAGAAAUCGGACAUUCACACUAAAACUUUGAAUACAAAUAAUGGUAAAAUUCAGCAGCUGAAAACAAGAAUUGGGAACGUUCAAUCAAGACAAGAAACGCUUCAAGAGAAAGUAGAUAAAAUAUCGGACCAUCAUACGAAAACUUUGAAAACAACUAAUGGUGAAAUUCAGCAGCUAGAAACAAGAAUGGUGAACGUUGAAACAAGACAAGGAAAAAGAACGGCUUUCACGGUAUAUGAUGCGUCUCGACAAACUAGUGGAAUAUUAAAUUUCACGAAAGUAAAACUGAACGAAGGGUAUGUCUUUGAUACAACAACAGGACAGUUCACGAGCCCGUAUGCGGGAGUAUACGGAUUUACAGCGAGUAUCAUUGAAACUGGUAGUGGUGAUAAUUACAUACACUGUCGCAUUAGAAAGAAUGGUUCUGAUUACGUCCAUGUGAUUUCUCGACAGGGUGUAAUAGACGACGAGCGUGUAACAGACGGCCGGGUAGCAGCUACAGGUACCGCUACACUACGUCUAGCGAAAAAAGAUAGUGUAGAUGUCUGGUGUCACAAUCGCACUGGAAUUAACCUUGGCUGGUCUUCAUUUAGUGGCUUUCUUAUUACUCCUGACCCAUAAGAUCAUAAUAUUAUUAGGUUAUUAACAUUGUUCUGUACAAUACGGAGAAAUACCAAAUAUAUCUCGUAUUGUACAGUGCAAUGUUGAAUAAACUUUUUAUUCUAUAUAUAUUUUAUCUAAGUUUAAAUUAGAAAAUGUUUCACUGAAUAUUGUAUUCUUGUCAUUUCUGUAUUUUCCCAGCUUGGUAUGAGUGCAAAUAUAUAUUAUACAGAAUAAUGUUAGGUCUUAUAACCUUUUUAUUCUAUAUUCUGUAUUUAUUUCACUUCAUACAUAAUAUACGUAAUUCAUUGAAUAUUGUUUUCCUGCAUAUCAGUAUUAAAUAAAUUAUAUGGUGCAACCUCCCUACAACAGACAUUUGGCGAUUUGGGUUGUUAUAAUACUUGGCUGAGAUAUUAUGCCAACAAACAUUGUCAGCAAGUUUGAUGAAGUUCGGAUGAAAACUGUUCGACUUAAGAGAGCGAACGGACAAGGAUGAAUUUAUUCCCCCUUUUUCGUUUAAUUCAAGGACCAUAAUCAAAGAGUCCCUGGUACAAUUUGGCUGGUUAUCGAAAAUGGCCUAAAUGUUAUGCACACAAACAUUGUCAGCAAGUUUGGUGAAGAUAGGAUUAAAACUGAAUUGAGAGCGGACAUGUUUUGGAUGCCAAACGCCUGUCCGCUGCCAUUCAUAAUCUUCUCCGUUUUGUUUCUUAACCGUUAAAUAAAAGCUUCUGAGGUAGCUUUUCAGAAAGUCAGUGCCGAUCUCUUCUAAUUUCUUAGUUUUGCCGAGAACGGCUUCUUUUUGAUAUGUACUGUAUUUUUAGGGAUUUUUUAUUAUUAACGAACGCGUUUAUAUCUAAAUCACAUAGUAUUGUCAUCACUUGAAUCGUUUUUGUGUGUUGUAAAAUAAGAAAGAACAUAGUUAUUUAAAUCAUUAUUUAUGAUUCUUGAAAUCAAUAUAUUAUAUGUUUUAUCAAGACAUUAAGUGCUUACAAUACUUAAACAUUUUGUAUUUUAAUCUCUGUAUUUAAAAUCACUUUCAUGUAGUGUUUUAUUUAAAACAUGACGUUCAAAAUAAUAAAGUAAAAUAUCAUGAGGAGAAAAUUAUAAUGUCAUGUUAACUGACACCAUUAUGUCAUACCUAUGUUCGUACAUUGUAUGUUUGCCUGAUGAAGUAUGUUAAAUCUACUGGUGAAGAAGCUGAACCAAGUUUUAAAUACCUUACAGAUGAUGAGAAAAUAGUGCUUUUAAUCUCUAACAAUGAUAUGGUAAAAUGUAUAACCAAUUAAUUAUCACCUUUGCGUGUGAAUUUUGUUUUAAAAAUAAAUAAACUAUAUUUAGAACCACCAAAGCUAUGUUUUCUUACAAUAAAUAAUUUUUCAUAGAAAUAGUUUGUCCUUUGUGGUC
This is a messenger RNA of Mercenaria mercenaria, 3439 nucleotides long. Its product is annotated as putative leucine-rich repeat-containing protein DDB_G0290503. The coding region runs from base 236 to 2056 and encodes 606 amino acids. The record is from RefSeq and is a predicted model, not a curated record. The transcript has 7 exons. Gene Ontology annotation, molecular function: protein binding. Lineage: Eukaryota; Metazoa; Mollusca; Bivalvia; Venerida; Veneridae.